Emericellopsis atlantica is the source of this 1276-nucleotide messenger RNA. RefSeq lists its product as uncharacterized. Gene Ontology annotation, molecular function: isomerase activity. The coding region runs from base 160 to 1137 and encodes 325 amino acids. The transcript has 3 exons. The record is from RefSeq and is a predicted model, not a curated record. NCBI's taxonomy places the organism in Eukaryota, Fungi, Ascomycota, Sordariomycetes, Hypocreales, Bionectriaceae. Gene Ontology annotation, biological process: biosynthetic process. Gene Ontology annotation, cellular component: cytoplasm.
UGGGAGAGAGUCUCCACAGUCCACACUCUCCGAACUCCACGCCAACUUGUGGUCAAGUCACCGACUCACUCGGGUGACUCACGUGGUGAUAUAAAACAAAUUACCAUUCUUCCCAGGUUUCUUUUUCUUAUUUUCACCGAAACCCAACAGUCGUCCGCCAUGGCGCCCAUCACUGCGACGGUAUACAAUGCGUUCUCUUCCCCCUCGGCGCAAGGCAAUCCCGCCGCCGUCAUCGUGCUGGACUCGCCAGACGAAGGCGCCGCCGUCGUCCAGGAUGGCCAAGACUUCCCGUGUGCGCUCUACCCACCGGACGCGCAGCUACAGGCCAUUAGCACGCAGAUCAACCUGCCCAUGACGGCUUUUGUGCUGCCCCUCCCCGGCGGCAGCUGCGCGGAUUACGCUGUGCGCUGGUUCAAUGUCACCAACGAGGGCCCCCUGUGCGGUCACGCCACGCUCGCCAUGUCCGAGCAUCUUUUCAAUACGGUCGCCAACCCGCCUCCGACGUUCCGGUAUCUGACGCGGUUCCAUGGGGUGAUAUCGGCGUCGCAGCACCAGAACCCACUGGGCGAUGGGAAGCUCGUGGGCAUUGAGUUCCCUGAGUUGACCAACAUCCCUGCCGUCCCCAAGGGCAGCGAGACAUGGGAGGAGCUGAGACGUCUUUUUGAAGAGGCGACUUCGUCUUUGUGGCAAGGCCACGGAGAACCGCUGGGCGUCUACAAGCAGGACCAGUUUCUGCUGAUUGAGUUCAGCCCUGAGCUUGACUUGGCGGGUGUCCAGAUGGAGCCGCAGAAGUUGUCUUCCUUGCACAGCUAUGCCUACAUCUUUCAGAUAUCGGCGCAACCGUCGGAGCAGAUCCAUUCGCGGGUCAUGCAUUGCUUCCCGGGACACGCCGAUGAGGACAUUGCGACCGGCUCCGCUCACCGGGCUAUCAUCCCGCAUGCCUUGGGCAACCCGGAGACGAGGGCGCGACUGGACAAGUACCAUCCCCAACACGAGGGAGACGCCCUACGAGUAGCCCAGCAGUCGCCCAAGGGCGGCGAGCUGGUGGUGCAGUGGCUACGCGAGGAGAAGAGUGUGAGGAUCAUGGGCAGGGUCGACUCCGUGGGGGAGAAGACGGUCGAGGCGAGCGUGAACUAGGCUAGCAGACUGCAUCUGCGUCCUGUCACGGCAGUGGCCUUUUUGGGAGGCAAUGGAAGAUAAGGCCACAAGCGACAUGAUGCGCUCAUGUUGCCCCAGCACGAUUUCUAACAUAAAGAAUCUCAUUCAACGCAUAUCC